Messenger RNA from Globicephala melas (long-finned pilot whale), 3337 nucleotides. The record is from RefSeq and is a predicted model, not a curated record. Lineage: Eukaryota; Metazoa; Chordata; Mammalia; Artiodactyla; Delphinidae.
UGUUCCAUAAAUCCAGAUAUAAAAUCCACUUUGUAAGUAACAAUGUUUUGAGAAACAGAUGGUUAAAAGACUUAUCCCAGAAAUACACAGAAACUCUUGAGCUCCCCUCUCCCAUAAGAAAAACACCUUGGAAAAUGGGUGAAGUUCGGUAAAGAUCUGACAUUUUCAGUAACCACAAGAGGGCAGAAUCAGAAUACAUUAUUUAAAGUAUAGCAGUAAGAAACUGAUGCUUCCUUCAGAGGUGUUAUAACCUGGUGUUAGAAUACAGUUGAUGGAGGGAAUGCUUGCCACCUUUUUGAUAUUUGGACCCUUGGUAUGAAAAGUGCUAGGAGCUUUUUUCACAACCAUUUGUGCGUUUUUAGUAGGCAUGAAUAUGUUGACCGAGCAUGCUAGUGCAGAGAAUGUACCCAAACGUUCGUCCUUCCCUACUUUGUCAUGUCAGGGUCUUGUUUUGCAUCUGGCUUUGUUCCCGUUGGCAGUCUAUCCUCGCAUUCAUAGAUCAAGAAAUCCCAGUUCCUUAGCGUGAAAAAACACCGUCCAAUUUGUUGAAACACCGCUCUGUCUUACGCGCUUUAAUUUGCGCAGGCCUCCUGGGAAACCCCUUUCAUGUGACUGGGAAUCCUCGCCUGCCUGGACCUUCACAGGGCUCCUGUACCAUGCACAUACGCUGGCAGUAGUCCCUGACUUCAAACGCGGCUGCAGGUUUGCGGGAGCGAAAGCAGCCGCCUGACGCAACACCAGUGGAAGGGUGCUAACAGUGCUGUUCAGCUGAAGCACCUGACACAUGCUAUCUGACCAUUUUUAUCUCUAGGUCCUUUACAGCUCCAACGCAUUUCGCCUUAGGAAUCAUCAUUGGAGUCUAGGUUUUUGGUUUAAAACCCCCACUUCGUCCGUGGGCCGAGCUCGUCCGCGGAGGAGCGGCUACCCCAGCCGCCAGCAGGAAGCGGCCGCCCCGCCCCAAAGUGCCGCCAGCCCCGCCCGACCCGCUCUUCCGUUUCCGGUAGCGCGGCGCGGAGGUGGCGUCAUCUGCGAGUGGCCGGCCGGCCGCCAGCGCGAAGACGCGCGAUGUUGAGCCGGCUUCAGGAGCUGCGCAAGGAGGAGGAGACGCUGCUCCGGUUGAAAGCGGCCUUGCACGACCAGCUGAACCGGCUCAAGCUCUAGUCUCGCAAAGCCGACCGGCUGGCGGAUGCGCCCACUCUGCGAAGGAAAACGGUUGAAGAACUGGCUCUCCAGUCAAUGAUUAGUUCUGGGAGAGAAGAUGAGAUGCUGUCUUCUCAACCUGCGCCUGAACAGUCACAUGAUAUGUUGGUGCAUGUAGACAAUGAAGCAUCAAUCAACCAGACCGCACUGGAGUUGAGCACAAGGAGCCAUGUGCCAGAAGAGGAGGAGGAGGAGGAGGAGGAGGAGGAAGAAUCAGAUUCCUGAAGGGGAGAAGAGCCAGGGUUAGUCACAGGAGUUAAGUUCUAAGCCGCAGGAACUUUCUCUCUUCAAAGAAUUCUUGCCAUGGGCCCUGUAGCCUCCUUUAAAAGGAAGCAAGAACUUUAGGAGGAUGUGUAGUUGUAGAAAUGGUUCCAUCAAUAACUCAAGUUUCAGAGUGCUUUAACCAAAAUUAGUGACAUACAGAAAAGCUGAGAUGCAGUGUUUCAAUAUUGAGCAAUAUGGGUGGUGCUGUGUUUAUAUUCUGGUCAGAUUCAGUAAUUGUGUUCAAAACCAAAAACUUCCUCUGAAAUGCUACUGAGAAGGUCUGGCAUUUGCAAAAAGGGCAGAGUUUAAAUACAAGCCAGCCUUUACAAUCAACAAGGCCUCUUUUAAGAAAACCAAUUAUAAACACUGUUUGCAUGCCAUUGAACCCUUGUGAGCAGAGCAAGGCCACAGUGUGGGAGAGAAAGAUGACAAAGAGGAGGACAGAGGGCCACUUGAGAGCACAAGCUGUUGCCACCUCUCAGUGACAUCGUAAAACGGCCUACUAACAUGCUUUGUAUGGCUGUUACCACAUCUAGGUUGAGACAUCACUAUGGUAAAAUGUGCUUAGAAAUAAAGAUAAAUAGUUGUCAUGCAGCUUGCUGCUUUCCAGACAGAAACAGAAAAGGGUCAGUUCCCCUGGGGCGAACAAUAUAGUAGGAUGGUUGAAAACCCAUUUCUGGACUUAGGAAAUGUGCCAUUGAAGGAUCACUGGGCUUGGGAGGUUGGAUUUUGUAAUAAAGAGAUGACAGUUACAGAGUAAGAGUUGUUAAACUUCGUAUUUGAAGUUGAGACUCAUUUCUGCAUACUGUCCCUUUUCCACUGAAUGUACAGACAAGUAGUUGCUUAAUUUUAUGAAAGUAAUUGGCCCUGCCCAGAAAAGCCAAACAAAACACAAACAACCUCCUCAAGCACAGCUCCUUACAAAACUGUUCCAGAAGAGAGCACUGACAUAUUUGUUAAUAUUUCAUUAAAGUUAUUUUGAGCUACUCUUACAGGAAGUAGCCAGAAGUUUAAAUGAGCAUGUUUCUUGGAAAACACAGUGUGAAAAUUAUUUUGCAACAAAAAGCAUCAAGGUACACAUCUUGGGGACUAACUUAAAACAUGAGCAUGGGUUUUUAAGAGCUAGAAAAGUUGGGUAUGAAUUCUAGCUUGACCACCAACUGGUUGCUUGCUUUUCACCUUUGCAGCUCACUUUCCCAUCUGUAAAAUGAGAGUACUCGUAUCUGCUCUAGCAGUUUUACAGGUCCUUGUGAGACACUCACAGGCAUCCUUUAAAAAUCCAACUAUUGGCAAUUUCCUGGUGGUCCAGUGGUUAGGACUCCGCGCUUUCACUGCCGAGGGCCCGGGUUCAAUCCCUGGUGGGGGAACUAAGAUCCUGCAAGCCUUGCGGCGGCUGGGGAAAAAAAUCUGACUAUUAUUGGCAUCUCAGUAAGGAAGUUUGAGUAAGGAAUUUGGCCUGAGGAACUCAAAAAACACAGCAAGAGUGAUGUAGGGAACAUCAUUCUUGAGAAUUAGAUCAUUCUUGGUGAAAAGUACUAGGAAGAAAUCUUUUUGACUCUCAAAAUGAAAUACCUUUGGAUGUGAAUAGAGGAUUUAAAACACCCCUCAAAAGAAAUUGACCUUGGAAGUGUUCAGAUCCAGGUUUUAGACACCAGGUUGCCCCAUUCAUUAGUUGGCACACUUUGAGACAUUCUCAGUGGUGGUGACAUCCUCUCUGUUAGGAAAAGACCCUGGGUGUGAGUAGGGUGUGGGUCUUAAACCUCGUCUGAAUGUUUGUGUAUUGAAAACAUGUAAGUUAGGCUGUUGACCUAGAACGGAUGUUAGCCUCGCAGUGAGAAAAAAUAAAUGACUGGCUGAGGCAGCUGUGUAUAUA